Erigeron canadensis is the source of this 3368-nucleotide messenger RNA. RefSeq names its product heat shock 70 kDa protein 18-like. The coding region runs from base 1 to 3051 and encodes 1016 amino acids. Gene Ontology annotation, biological process: protein refolding; cellular response to unfolded protein. The record is from RefSeq and is a predicted model, not a curated record. The transcript has 4 exons. Gene Ontology annotation, molecular function: ATP binding; heat shock protein binding; misfolded protein binding. Lineage: Eukaryota; Viridiplantae; Streptophyta; Magnoliopsida; Asterales; Asteraceae. Gene Ontology annotation, cellular component: cytoplasm.
AUGGCGGGAAGUAGACAAGUGGCGAUCGGAAUAGAUUUAGGGACAACAUAUUCGUGUGUUGGUGUUUGGCAACACGAACGGGUUGUAAUAAUAGCAAAUGAACAGGGUAACCUCACCACUCCUUCAGUUGUUGCCUUUGACGAUACCAAGCUUCUGAUCGGCGAUGCUGCUAUAUACCAAUCCUACGUCAACUCCGCCAACACUGUUUUUGAUGCUCAACGGUUGAUUGGAAGGAGGUAUGGUGAUCCCACUGUGCAGGGCGACAUGAAAGUUUGGCCUUUCAAAGUUGUAGAAGGCCAAUGUGGUAAGCCUAUGAUCGUAGUCACAUACAAGGGUGUUGAGAAGCAGUUUGCUGCUGAAGAAAUUUCUUCUAUGGUUCUUACCAAAAUGAAAGCAGUAGCUGAUGCAUACCUUAACACUAACGUGAAAGCGGUAGUGAUAACUAUCCCUGCUUAUUUUGACGAUUCACAACGUCAAUCAACAAAGGAUGCUGCUACUGUUGCUGGCCUUGAUGUUCUGCGUUUGCUGAACGAACCUACAGCAGCUGCAAUUGCUUAUGGGCUACACGAGAAAGCUACCAUAGCUUCUGAAAGAAACGUGCUUAUCUUUGAUUUGGGAGGUGGUACGUUUGAUGUCUCUCUACUCACCAUUGACAACGGCAGGUUUGAGGUGAAAGCUGCAGGUGGGGACACCCAUCUGGGUGGUGAGGAUUUUGAUAAUCGAAUGGUGGAAUACUUUGUUGCAGAGUUCAACAGGAAAUACAAGAAAGAUAUUAGCAGGAAUUUUAAAGCGAUGUGGAGGUUGAGUGUUGCUUCAGAGAAAGCAAAAAGGAUUCUUUCCUCCACAACUCAGACUUUUAUAAGUAUUGACUGCUUGUAUGAUGGUAUUGAUUUUUCAUCAAUGAUAACCAGGUCUAAAUUUGAGGACCUAAAUAUGGAUCUCUUUGAUAAGUGUAUGGAAACUGUGGAAAGGUGUCUGGAGGAUGCGAAAGUGGAAAAAGACAGGGUUGACGAGGUGGUUAUUGUUGGAGGGUCAACACGUAUUCCUAAGGUUCAAAGAAUGUUGCAAGACUUUUUUGAUGGUAAGGACCUCUGCCAGACAAUUAAUCCGGAUGAGGCUGUUGCUUAUGGUGCCGCUGUUUUGGCUGCACAUAUUGGCGGCCAGGGAAGUCAAAUGGUGCGAGGUUUGACAUUGUUGGAUGGCACCCCUCUUUCACUUGAAGCGAUCGGGAUAGAUUUAGGAACAACAUAUUCAUGUGUAGCCGUUUGGCAACAUGAACGGGUUGAAAUAAUAGCAAAUGAACAGGGCAACAUGACCACUCCUUCCAUUGUUGCUUUUAAUGAUGUCGAGCGUUUGAUCGGUGAUGCUGCCAAGAACCAAGCCUCUGUCAACCCCCUCAACACCGUUUUUGACGCUAAACGGUUGAUUGGAAGGAGGUAUGGUGAUGCAACUGUGCAGGACGACAUGAAAGUUUGGCCUUUCAAAGUUGUAGAAGGCCAAUGUGGUAAGCCAAUGAUCGUAGUCACACACAAAGGUAUAAAGAAGCAGUUUGCCGCUGAAGAAAUUUCUUCUAUGGUCCUUACCAAAAUGAAAGCAGUAGCUAAUGCAUACCUUAACACUAACGUGGAAGUGGCAGUAAUAACUGUCCCAGCUUACUUUGACGAUUCACAACGUCAAUCAACAAAGGAUGCCGCUACUGUUGCAGGCCUUGAUGUCCUGCGUUUGCUAAACGAACCUACAGCAGCUGCAAUUGCUUAUGGGCUACACAAGAAAGCUACCAUAGCUUCUGAAAUAAAUGUGCUUAUCUUUGAUUUGGGAGGUGGUACAUUUGAUGUCUCUCUACUCACAAUUGACAACGGCAGGUUUGAGGUGAAAGCUGCUGGUGGUGACACCCAUCUGGGUGGUGAGGAUUUUGAUAACCGAAUGGUGGAAUACUUUGUUGCAGAAUUCAACAGGAAAUACAAGAAAGAUAUCAGCAUGAAUUCUAGAGCGUUGGGGAGGUUGAGGGUUGCUUCAGAGAAAGCUAAGAGGAUUCUUUCCUCCACAACUCAGACUUUUAUAGAUAUUGACUGCUUGUAUGACGGUAUUGAUUUUUCAUCCAAAAUAACCCGGGCCAAAUUUGAAGAGCUAAAUAUGGAUUUCUUUAAUAAGUGUAUGGAAACUGUGGAAAGAUGCCUGGAGGAUGCGAAAGUGGAGAAAAACAAGGUUGACGAGGUGGUUAUUGUUGGAGGGUCAACACGUAUACCUAAGGUUCAAAGAAUGCUGCAGGACUUUUUUGAUGGCAAGGACCUCUGCAAGACAAUUAAUCCGGAUGAGGCUGUUGCUUAUGGUGCCGCCGUUUUGGCUGCACACUUGAGCGGCCAGGGAAAUGAAUUGGUGCGAGAUUUGACAUUGUUGGAUGUCACCCCUCUUUCACUUGGUGUGGAGACAGUUGGAGAAGUUAUGAGUACCGUGAUCCCUAGAAACACACCGAUACCUGUUACAAAGGAGCAGAUGUAUGGGACCUCUUAUGACUACCAAUCUGAUAUACUGUUUAAGGUUUAUCAAGGCGAGAGAAGUAGAUCGACAGACAACAAGUUUCUCGGUGAAUUUGAACUUUCCAACAUCCCUCGUGCUCCUAAGCGUGUUACACAGGCAAGAGUAAGUUUUGUCGUUGAUGCUGAUGGUAUUUUGAAUGUGUCCGCGGAGGAACCCUUGACUGGUCAAAAUAACAACAUCACGAUCAAGAUCAAUAGCAUGAGACUCGGUAAGAAAGAAAUUGAGGACAUGUUGGAAGAAGCGGAAAGAUACAAAUACGAGGAUCAAGAGUACAAAAAGAAAGUGGACGCCUAUAAUGCAUUGGAAGAUUACAUUUAUGUGAUAAAAACAAAAAUGAAGGACGGCGACAUCAGGAAUAGGCUAAGUCAGAGUAAUUUGAAGAAGAUGGAUGAUGUGGUUGAGAAGGCAAUGCAGUGGCUUGAGUUAAAUAAGCUAGCAGAAACUAACGUGACAGCUGGUAAGAAGAAGAAACUGGAACGUGUGUGUAACCCCAUAGUCGGCCAGUUUCCUUAAGGAACGAGCAUGCAGGAAGAUUCAUCCACAUACAUGUAUCAGAGUGUAUGAUCAAUGAUGCAACAUAUAUUUCGAUCUUACCGAACCCCAUUUGGUAAGCAGUAAUGCUGUUUGGAAGUUGAUUUUCUAUGUGAAAUUGUCUUAAUCGUUGGGAUCUGGAGGACAUGCUUCAAUCUCCAUAUAUGGAUAUGUGUUAUGUGAUCGAUAAGCUUGUGUUUGAUUAUAACAUAUAUACUUCUUAUGAACAAUCUGGCUUCUUUUUCUUUUUUUUUUAGUUUUCCUCAAGUUAGUAAUCAAACGUCAUUCCAUCCAAUCCA